Messenger RNA from Cetraspora pellucida, 1374 nucleotides. The record is from the annotation of a GenBank genome assembly. Lineage: Eukaryota; Fungi; Glomeromycota; Glomeromycetes; Diversisporales; Gigasporaceae.
AUGCAGAUUUUCGUUAAAACCCUUACUGGAAAGACUAUUACCCUUGAAGUCGAAUCUUCUGAUACUAUUGAUCAAGUUAAGCAAAAGAUCCAAGACAAAGAAGGUAUCCCACCAGAUCAACAACGUCUUAUUUUCGCAGGAAAACAACUUGAAGACGGUCGUAGUUUAGCUGAUUACAAUAUUCAAAAAGAAUCAACUCUUCAUCUCGUGUUACGUCUUCGUGGAGGAAUGCAAAUUUUUGUCAAGACUUUGACUGGUAAAACCAUUACCCUUGAAGUUGAAUCUUCUGACACCAUUGACCAAGUCAAACAAAAGAUUCAAGAUAAGGAAGGUAUCCCACCAGAUCAGCAACGUCUAAUUUUUGCAGGAAAACAACUUGAGGACGGUCGUUCUUUAUCUGAUUACAAUAUUCAAAAGGAAUCUACUCUUCAUUUGGUAUUACGUCUUCGUGGUGGAAUGCAAAUAUUUGUUAAAACUCUCACUGGUAAGACAAUUACCUUGGAGGUAGAAUCCUCUGACACCAUCGACCAAGUUAAACAAAAGAUUCAAGAUAAGGAAGGUAUUCCUCCAGACCAGCAACGUCUCAUUUUUGCAGGAAAACAACUCGAAGAUGGUCGUAGCUUGUCUGAUUACAAUAUUCAAAAAGAAUCAACACUUCACCUUGUAUUACGUCUUCGUGGAGGAAUGCAAAUCUUUGUUAAAACUUUAACUGGCAAGACAAUUACCCUUGAGGUAGAAUCCUCCGACACAAUUGACCAAGUUAAACAGAAAAUUCAAGAUAAGGAAGGUAUUCCUCCAGACCAACAACGAUUGAUUUUCGCUGGAAAACAACUUGAGGAUGGUCGUAGUUUAGCUGAUUACAAUAUUCAAAAAGAAUCAACUCUUCAUCUUGUAUUACGUCUUCGUGGAGGAAUGCAAAUAUUCGUCAAGACACUUACAGGAAAAACCAUAACACUUGAAGUUGAAUCAUCCGAUACGAUCGAUCAGGUAAAACAAAAAAUUCAAGACAAGGAAGGUAUUCCUCCAGAUCAGCAGCGAUUGAUUUUCGCUGGAAAACAACUUGAAGACGGUCGUAGUCUAGCUGAUUAUAAUAUUCAAAAAGAAUCAACUCUUCAUCUCGUAUUACGUCUUCGUGGUGGUAUGCAAAUCUUUGUUAAGACCCUUACGGGUAAAACUAUAACACUUGAAGUCGAAUCCUCAGAUACAAUUGAUCAAGUUAAACAAAAAAUUCAAGACAAGGAAGGUAUUCCACCGGAUCAACAACGUCUUAUUUUCGCGGGUAAACAACUCGAAGAUGGCCGUAGCUUAUCCGAUUACAAUAUUCAAAAAGAAUCAACACUUCAUCUUGUAUUACGUCUUCGUGGUGGUCAAUAA